Molecule: messenger RNA, 1556 nt
Organism: Xenia sp. Carnegie-2017
Lineage: Eukaryota; Metazoa; Cnidaria; Anthozoa; Malacalcyonacea; Xeniidae
Exons: 2
Coding region: 51-1556 (501 amino acids)
Source: RefSeq, a predicted model, not a curated record
UGAGCCUUGAUGUGGGCUGCAUUUAGCUUUGUUAACACAAAGGUGGUUCAAUGUGUAAGCUUAUUAAAUCACUGCUUCUGUCAUGGCGUUUUGGGCUGUUGUACUAUUCAUCCAUGUUUGGAUGUUGCUCGUUGUUGAACGACGAUUUGAGAAAUGCUGCCUUUGCCGAUCCAGACUUUAGCCAUUCAUUUGUUUUGCGAUCAAACAAUGUAAGUGAUUCCUUCAGAGAGAUACUGACCGGUCGCAAUCAGAUGCCAUUUCACAUUAGAGUGCAUUCCAAGGUACUUAGCGGAGUGAACGCUGGAUUUUUCUUUGAAGCUGUUGGUGCUAUUCAAGUUUCUGCAGAACCUGAGAAUCAUCCAUUUGGAGGGUUAGUCUUUGCUUACGAUAGAAGACGUGUAAGGAUAUGGGCUCCUUCACUUUUUGAAGAAACUGGCUCAAACGGACAAAUCAUAGUUGUUGGAAAAGACUGGGGUGGUCAAAGUUACAGUCAAACAUAUGAGAAAGCACUUGUUGUUGUUCACAUUUGGUAUACUGGCCCUUCCCCAACAUUUCAAGCCAACACAAUAGUAAACACGGCCGAUCCAAAACAUGUCUUUGUAAAAAUCAACCAUAAUCUUGAGCAGAUACCAGAACGUGUCAUGGUCAGAGUGACCCCCUACUCAACCAGUGACUCCAUUCCCAAUCAUGGUUUUUGGUUCAAUGGCAUAACUGCAAGUCAAAAUUCAAAGAAAGAAGGAUAUGGAGGGGUGAUUUUUGCAUAUGACACAAAAAGUAUUUUGCUGUGGGUUCCCAGCUCUAACACCAAAAGGACAGGCUGCAUAUUUGUGGGAAACAAAUGGGGUCGUGGACGGUAUGCGGAGAAUACUCAGAAAUGCAUGGUCCAUAUUUUUGCAUGGGUUUUGAAGUUUCCUGUUCCUUCAUUCAAGACCGAAUGGUAUGCCAUGAUCUCUCAAGGCCGAAAUCCUUAUGAAACUUUUUUGGAGGUGAAUCACAACUUGAACAAACUGCCACUGCUUGUGGUUGUUCAGGGCCAAAUAGGCACUAAUGGCCUCAUCUUUGAGGGUACAGGAACAGUCAUGUCAUCUGAAAACAACACCGGAGGCUAUGGAGGCAUAUUGUUUGCCUAUGAUGAAAACUAUGUUCGUGUUUGGUUACCAAAGAGGUACAAGGAGGAUACCAGGGGAUAUGGUAUACUUGUGAAAGAGGGUUGGGGGGAUGGCCACAUGCUACAGGCUGUCCAUAAAGUGUCCAUCCGUGUUAUUUUGUAUUCGUCAAUCUGUGAUCAAAAGAUGCACAUGAUAACAGAUAAUGGUGAAUGCAAAGCCAUGCCUUAUAACUCCUUUCAAUGGGUUAUUGGACCAUGGAGCAAGUGUUCAAGUAUCUGUGAUAAGGGUGUAAAUCAUCGGGAAAUUUUAGGUUGCAGCGUGUCCACGAGGGAAACUGUUUUGGAAUGCGAUUUUGCCAGAGACAUGUGCGGAUGGCACUCCUUGCCAAUCAAGAGUUGGUCACGUGUUAAGAAUACAAUCGUCAAUGCCUCCGAUAACUUUGGUUGA